This is a messenger RNA of Penicillium angulare, 1506 nucleotides long. RefSeq lists its product as uncharacterized. The coding region runs from base 1 to 1506 and encodes 501 amino acids. The transcript has 4 exons. The record is from RefSeq and is a predicted model, not a curated record. Lineage: Eukaryota; Fungi; Ascomycota; Eurotiomycetes; Eurotiales; Aspergillaceae.
AUGGCGCAAAUCCUUGGCCCCGUGACAGGUCUAAUGCCCAUCUCGAAAGCGCGCGUCGAGGAGGUUCGCCGACAUCAUAAGAUUUUUGCGGCGUGCAUUGAGACUAUAAUAAAGAGACGAGCAAAUGUUCAGACUCAGGGCGUGAUGGGCAAUCAAGCCCUCGAUGGCAAUGAAAGAAACGAAGGCAGCAAACAAUCCCGCCAAAAUGAUCGUACUAUGAUGACAAGCGUCAUUGCUCUUGACGAUCUUCCUUCUCCUGAACCCGAAGAGUCGAAUUCUGAAGUUUCUCGAGUCGGAAACCCCCCUCACGUUUCUCGACCUGGCAAUCACUACAAACCGACAAAGGCACCCGAAUCAAACGGAGCUGCCCGUGAACAGAAGAACAACAUGGCCAACGACAAAUUCUCCUUGGCAGAAAGUACCCACGCGCCAUACAGCAUCAAACGUGAGGUGUCUACUCAAGGACGUUCAAGCAACAACAUGGAUUCUUCGGAGAUGACUGGGAACCAGGAAGAAACUGAUAAAAAUGUUCGUAUAAUCUUCCUGGAAGAUGGGAGAGAGACCACAGCCCAUAGUUUUGUGAAGUCAUUUAUCAAAGCUAUGAGAAAUCAUAUGCUUCCUUCAUUAUAUCAAUGGAAAGCUGACAACAUUCAUUUUGAACAGCACGACAGAGCGGGUUUGUUUGACUCCCAGGCCUACGCCUCUAUUAGUAGUCAUGCCUCUACGAAUACUGACAAGCCACGUUCCUUCUCUCCAGGAAGCACUGGAACAAACCCCGAAGCUAAAACCUUUACCUCAAGUGCUCACUUCAGCCGUGGCGUGCAACCACCAGAGGUUUUCAUGAAGCAAUUUCGUGAAAUGCAACUCGCCAAAAUGGCGCAGACUGGCAAGCCCACUCUCUCGCGUCGUCGCGUCAUUUUCAAAAAUCUCCCCGACUGGGUCGAAUUCAACGACGUCAUGUGCCUUGUUUAUGGGGGUUCUAUUGAUACCAUGACCAAAUCAGGAGAGCAUGAGAUGAGCGUCGAUUUCAUUGACGAAGAUACCUGCCAGAUGUAUGCCGACAUCUACAAGGAUGGAAUCCUCAUUUGCGACCAGGUCAUAACCGUGGAACUUGGUGAAACUUCCGAGCUCAAAGAGGCCGUGAAGACGAUGGUCGACGAGGGAAAAUCUCGUGUUGUGAGCAUUGAAGUACCUGACCAGACAAAGUUCGCAGAUAUGCACGAACUCUUCACGAACUAUGAUCUUGAUCACUUCACAUACUCGAAUGGUCGUGCCUAUUUCUUUCUCACCAGCUUGACUCAAGGCGACGAACUGCAUCGCUUUUUCAGUGACGACCGGGCCUGGGAGUCUUCCAACCCUGAAUUCUUACCCGACCCUGGCUUCAAAACACUGUCAGAUCUCUGGAGUGAAGACCGACCACCGGAACUCAUCAAUAUGAAGAAUAUCCUCACGAAGGAACUCGAGUCCUCGAAGAACACUAGUGACGUGGCCAGUGGAAGAAGAUGA